Ichthyophthirius multifiliis is the source of this 894-nucleotide messenger RNA. RefSeq names its product peptidase C26 family protein, putative. Gene Ontology annotation, molecular function: gamma-glutamyl-peptidase activity. The transcript is spliced from 2 exons. Gene Ontology annotation, biological process: tetrahydrofolylpolyglutamate metabolic process. NCBI's taxonomy places the organism in Eukaryota, Ciliophora, Oligohymenophorea, Hymenostomatida. Gene Ontology annotation, cellular component: vacuole. The record is from RefSeq and is a predicted model, not a curated record.
AUGAAAAAAAUCUUAUUUAUAACAUUACUAAUAUAAUUAUUAAUCCAAACUUAUUAAUACCAACCCAUAAUAGGAAUAUUAACCUAACCUUCUAACGACCUAAACUCGACCUAAUACCCUCCUUCAAAAUACCAAUACAUAUCUUCAUCUUAUGUAAAAUGGAUAGAAGCUAGUGGUGGUCGACCCAUAGCAAUUCCAUAUGAUAUAUCUGAUUAAGAAAUAGACUUUUACCUUUCGAAAAUAAACGGGAUAGUAUUUCCCGGCGGCAAUGCUUCUUUAUGGGAAUAUGAACCUUCAGCAACUGGUUUUGCGAAUAUGACAAUAACUGGUACAAAGAUAUUAAAAAAAGUAAUAUAAAUGAAUUAAAAUGGGACAUUUUUUCCUCUUUUAGGGACUUGUUUAGGCUACGAAUUAAUUGUAUUGGGUUUAACUGGCAAUGAAAAAGUUUUAGAUCAUUUAAAUUCUACAAACCAUGUUUUAAAUACUCAUGUUUUUUUGAAUAUUUCUAGUGUAUAUUCUUAAUUUUAGCCUUCUAGUAUUGAUUAUAUUUAAAAGGGAAAGGCUCUUUUUUAUAAUCAUAGAUAUGGAUUAUCUUUAAAGACAUUUUUUGGGAAUAAAAUAUUAAGUGAAUUUUUUAAUUUAAGUGCAUUUUCAACAGAUAGUAAUGGCGUGAAAUUUGUUUCUAGUUUAGAAGGAAAAGAUUUUCCUGUUUUUGUAAAUUAAUUCCAUCCGGAAAAAAACUCGUACGAAUGGCUUGAAAGUGUUCAUGCAAAUCAUUCAAAAGAAGCCGUUUUGGUUGGGUAAGAAUUCGGGAAUUGGUUUGUAGGGUUAGCAAGGCAAAAUGGGAACGUUUUUGGGGAAAAAGAGGUUGUUUAGAAUGAAGUUGCAUAUUGA